CCACAAAACAUUUGUGAACAAAAUGCUUUCGUGGGUUUUCUAAAGACUCUGCGAAACUCUGAUGAUGGAAAAGUGAAGGACUUAAUUACUUGCUUCGAUAUCAUUCGUCAACGGAAACGUGAACCAGACAGUAGUGCAGCCAUGGAGAGAAACUCAAGCUUAUGGAAGAACCUGAUAGAUGAGCAUCCAGUCUGCACCACCUGGAAGGAAGAGGCCGAAGGAGCCAUUUAUCAUCUGGCCAGUAUUUUAUUUGUAGUAGGUUUCAUGGGUGGCAGUGGAUUCUUUGGGCUCCUUUACGUCUUCAGUUUGCUGGGUUUGGGUUUUCUUUGCUCUGCCGUCUGGGCUUGGGUCGACGUCUGUGCCGCCGACAUAUUUUCCUGGAAUUUUGUACUAUUUGUCAUCUGCUUCAUGCAGUUUGUCCACAUUGCCUAUCAAGUUCGCAGCAUAACCUUUUCUCGAGAAUUCCAGCUAUUGUACAGCUCCCUUUUCCAGCCUCUGGGGACCUCUUUGCCUGUCUUCAGAACAAUUGCUUUGAGCUCUGAAGUGGUUACUUUGGAAAAGGAACACUGUUACGCCAUGCAGGGGAAAACCUCCAUUGAUAAGCUCUCUCUUCUUGUUUCGGGAAGGAUCCGAGUGACAGUUGAUGGCGAAUUUCUGCAUUACAUUUUCCCCUUCCAGUUCCUGGAUUCUCCUGAAUGGGACUCCCUGAGGCCCACAGAGGAAGGCAUUUUUCAGGUGACCCUCACAGCAGAGACUGACUGUCGGUAUGUGUCUUGGAGGAGGAAGAAAUUAUAUCUGCUCUUCGCGCAGCAUCGUUACAUCUCCCGCCUGUUUUCAGUUUUAAUUGGCAGUGACAUUGCAGACAAACUCUAUGCCCUGAAUGACAGAGUAUAUACAGGGAAGACAUACCACUACGAUAUUCGGUUACCCAACUUCUAUCAAAUGUCAAGUCCAAAAAUACGCAAAUCACCCCUGACAGAACAUUUCCGGAACUCCAGACCGUAUUGUGAUAAAUAACUUCCUGUGAAGUGUGUAGUUUUGUAAUUAUAAAAAAGACUGUCUUCAUCAUUCCCCAAAUGAAAUACAGCAAACUGUGCUCCCCAGUAUUUUUAUAAUUCAAACUCCGAGGCAAGAUGCCGCUGCCAGCUGUUUUGUUCAUCUCAACUUUUGUGUUGUGAAUAAAGUUUACAAAUUUCUCUGUUUUUCUUAUUGGAAUAAAUGGGGGGGUGUGAAUAACUACAGACAGUUUGUCCUUUUCUGUGUCAGAACUGGGAGAAUGAAAUUUUGCAUUCUUGAAUAUUUCCUCAGAUUUAUUCAAAUCUUAUGUCUUGUCCUGUUGAGUUAGACACUGCUUCUCAAGAAGCAGCCAGAAAGGACGCACAACAUGGGAGUGGGUUGCUACUGUCCACAUCUGUGUUUCCAGAAUUCACUUUUUGCUACAACCUCUGAUGAUAGCAAGAUGUAGUCUUGUGGUGGGCAGCGAUUACUUAUUUUAAAUGUAAAGUUAUUUAAUAUGACUAGAAAGUAUAAUAAAUGAUAAUAUGUCAA
Suricata suricatta (meerkat) is the source of this 1548-nucleotide messenger RNA. RefSeq names its product popeye domain containing 3 (gene POPDC3). The record is from RefSeq and is a predicted model, not a curated record. The transcript is spliced from 4 exons. NCBI's taxonomy places the organism in Eukaryota, Metazoa, Chordata, Mammalia, Carnivora, Herpestidae. Bases 142 to 1017 code for a protein of 291 amino acids. Gene Ontology annotation, molecular function: cAMP binding. Gene Ontology annotation, cellular component: sarcolemma.